Harpegnathos saltator (Jerdon's jumping ant) is the source of this 645-nucleotide messenger RNA. RefSeq lists its product as uncharacterized. The record is from RefSeq and is a predicted model, not a curated record. The coding region runs from base 1 to 645 and encodes 214 amino acids. NCBI's taxonomy places the organism in Eukaryota, Metazoa, Arthropoda, Insecta, Hymenoptera, Formicidae. The transcript has 4 exons.
AUGCAAACACAAAGUUAUACUAAUUCGCAACAUCAGUUUCAGUUAGCGACUUCUUCUAUGGGACAACCUUCAACACAACAGCAUGCUGCAACAAUGGCAAGUACGGACAUCUCUGCGCCAAAUGAAGCACAGAUUUUGAAAACGAAUAAUAUGCUACAGACUAUUUUGAAAUGUGUGGAAACCAAUCGGGACCGAAAGCGCAUGCCGCGAAAACCGGACAACCUCCCAAUACGUAGUCUUGCUGAGAUGGAAGCAUUUGAAAUGAUGAACGACGAGAAAUAUGAUAAAAUGAUAAACUAUUUCACCUAUAUCGGGGGCUUCAAUCUAAAGGAGGCAAUAAACUUAUGUUUUAAAGAAGGCAUGAAGGACGAAAUCACGGCUUCUUUUACUUGGUGGGGUCGCGAAGGAGGUCCAAGAUCCCUUUAUAAUACCAGACUUAUUAUGGCAAUUUAUGAAGGAGUAUGCAGGAAUCAACAUUUCAAUAAGCCGACACGGUCAGAAUUUCAAAUAGAGAUGCGAGAAGCUCUACGGACAGCCAAGCAGAGACACAGGAACAAGCAGCGUCAACCACGUGCAGCAGGACCUAAUCGCAGCAGACACAACUUUUGGACCGAGGAAGGAGAAGAAGACCAUAGUGAUAAUUAA